UAGACAUAUGCUUCCUUCCCCCCCCUCUGUACAUUAUAGAGCUUUAGGCCACUUGUGGUUGGUUCACAUCUCCACUGCCUCCCUCGUGCACGCUGGCUAAUGUUUUAAUUUUCCCGCGGUGCCGCUUUCGGGUCCAGUUCCGCCCCCCAGCGGGCAAAGCAACCACCGCACGGGACCGCGUCUGCCUCCCACCGAGGUUAGUCAUUAACUUCGCCUUCCCGGCCUCCCGGGAGUAGGCGGGUGGGUGCUGCUGAAGAAAGCGGACGACACCUCCUGUCCCGAGGCAUGCUGCCGCUCAGCCGCCGUCACAUCUCACCAUGGGCGACCGGGACCGGGACCGCGCUGCGCGCCAGCGGGCUUUGUGCGUAGAGGACGACGGCGGCGUCGCCGUCGUGUUUCACCGGGUGGACAGCGACGACGGCGGCGGCGACGAGGAGGAGGAGGAGGAGGAGGAGGAGGAGAGUGGCGGGGAUGAGCGGGCGGAGGCGAGGAUCCAGCUGCAGAGCGACUACGCCGACGAUGCCGAAGGCGCGAGGGGAGGAGGCGGAGGAGGAGAGGGAGGAGGCGGCGGGAGAAGCUCGCUAUGCCCGCCGGCGUGUUGCGUCGCGGCGCGCGCCCAGAAAGCCGCGGGCGACGAUGCGGGAAAACCAAAGACAUGUCCGGGUCUCGGUCUGUUCUACGCUUUGCUGUCCACCGUUUUCUUCUCCAUCAUUGCAGUCCUGGUGAAAAGCAUCCAGGGAGUCCACGCCAUCGAGAUCAGCGCCAUACGCUGCUUCUUCCAGAUGCUCUUCACUUUGCCGUUACUCAUCUACCACAAGACGGGUUUCCUUGGUCCCCGAGACAAACGUGUUUAUCUGGUGCUUCGGGGAUUAAUUGGCUCCAAUGCCAUGAUCCUGCUCUUCUAUGCAGUUCAGCAGAUGCCGCUGGCGGACGCCACAGUCAUCAUGUUCAGUAAUCCCGUCUUUACGUCCCUCCUGGCCUGGAUCUUCCUGAAGGAGAGGUGUACAAUCUGGGACUGCGUCUUCACAGUGUUUACCAUCAGUGGGGUCCUUCUCAUCGCCCGCCCACCAUUCCUCUUUGGCGAGCAGCGACGCGGCAUUGAGGGCAACUACGGCAACCACCUCAAGGGGACGAUCGCUGCAUUUGCAGGAGCGAUCGGGGCGGCGUUUACGUUUGUUGUCCUGCGCAAGAUGGGGAAGAGCGUCCACUACUACCUCUCCGUCUGGUACUACGCCGUCAUCGGCUUCGUCGAGUGCAUCAUCGCCGUGUCCGUCCUCGGGGAGUGGAAGAUCCCGUACUGCGGCCGCGACCGCUGGCUGCUGAUGCUGAUCGCCGUCCUGGGCAUCGCCGGCCAGACCUUCCUCACGAAGGCCCUGCAGAUCGAGAAGGCGGGACCCGUGGCCCUGAUGAGGACACUCGACGUCGUGCUGGCGUUCAUCUUCCAAUUUAUCUUCUUCAACCGCGCGCCGACCAUGUGGAGCCUGGGGGGGGCGCUGUGCGUCGUGGUCAGCACGAGUGGAGUGGCGCUGCAAAAGUGGUACAGCAACUCGCGCAAGAGCUGAGAAGGAUGAUGUGGUGUUUGUACUGUUUUCCUCGUUAUAUGUUCAGCAUUUUACUUGUUUCUUACAUGGAAACCUACGAGGAGGCUUAAACUCUUUUGAGAGUUAUAAGGCAGCUUUUGAAGGAUAUCCGUAGUCCCAUUUUACAUUUUAGUCCUGAAUGAAAUAGCCAAAGCGAGAGGUCUACUGCAUUAGGACCAUUUAUCCUGCGUUACAUUAAUUAGCAACGAGGGUAGAAAGAAAGAAAGAACACAACAUAUUUCAUCGUAUUGUGGUUCGCACGAGUCACUUUUGAGUGACUUAUCUGCAAACUAGUAACGAUACAAGCAAUAAAACUGGGAUCACUCUGUCAAUAAUAUAAUGCAAACCAAAAAGCAACCGUAGCACUUAAAUACACAGUAAAGCAGAAAAACAGAAAUAAAUUAAACUAAUUUCCCCACGUUAUUCAGAAACAGAAGUUUUUUUUACUUGAAAACAGCAGUGCGAUUCACUCAGGGAUCCACAUAGGAAAUGCACAGUCUUUAGUGAUUUCAUUCUUAUCCUGCCUCCUCUUACAUAAGACGAUAAUAAGCUAAUAUCCAUUAUUAUACGAUGCAUAUUUAUCUUUGAAGUGCCUUACGCAGGGAACUCUAACCUCCGGCUCCUCUUGGGGGAGCAGUUCCGCCACCAGCGACGUCUUCUGGGCAGCUCCCACGUGUGAUUGUGCAUAUUUCUGAAUAUGAAUUAGGAUGCUUCUGAAAAAGAAUCAACCCACUAAAAAAUUUAACAGCCUUUUUUUAAUGAGCCAACUAAUGCGUAACUGUCUUCUCUGAAAGAGUCUAGUUAGUCCUCAAGAGUCUAAAAAUAUAUUUCCCAUGAAGCUUAAAGUGGCUUUUUGUGACGAGAGGGUAAAAAUAAAGUUUCAGUUACCCACUAUUUUAAUUUAACAAAUAAAACUGUAGUUUUAUUUGGCUGAAAUACAGCUCGAAAAGGAAGGUAAAUAUCCUGCUAGCCUGCUAUUUAUUAUCCUACAGUUUCUUCCUUUCGCCCUUGUCUUGUAAUUAUAGUUUAGCUUCUUCUUCUAAUUCUCUUCUUUACUGGGAUAUUUACAAUGAGCGUCGCAAUGCUGGACAAAGCACUUUCCUAUGAGCACUUAUUUGCUGUGGUGGUGAUGAUGGAGAUCAGUUCAUUCAAUUCUGAUGCUACUUAGUAGUUUUAAAUAGUUGAAUGUAGUUUAAUGCAUCACUUGAUAUGAUGAACAGUGCUGUUAUAAGUGUGAAAUUGAUGAAAUCAAAUGUGUUCCUAGUAUUCUGCUUUAGUGUGGAGGAAAAAGUUGGAAGACACUGUGACAUUCUUUUUAAAUACAUCUUUGUCGUACUGAAGACUUAAUGUUCCCCCAAGAUGUUGAGACACUACUUUUAAGUCCUUUUUUGAUCAGAUUAUCAAUUAAAUUGACUUGAAUGCUAAUAGCUUAAGCACAAUGUGUUGUUUUUCCAUCCAAUGGUAAACAAUAAAAAUAUUUCAGGAGCCAUAAGCUUUGCAAGUAAGGCUGAUUUUGGAUUUUUAAACUAUGCUUUAGUGGAAUUUAAUCGUUUCUGACUGUUUCUGUAAUGUGUUACAUCGACAUAUUCUAAAAGAUGUAUAUAUUUCUGCAUAGUGAUUGAUUAUAUUUAGUAUACUAUCAUUUGAUAUUAAAGUAUAUGAAUAUUAUAAGUCA
This is a messenger RNA of Gasterosteus aculeatus aculeatus (three-spined stickleback), 3255 nucleotides long. RefSeq names its product solute carrier family 35 member G1 (gene slc35g1). The record is from RefSeq and is a predicted model, not a curated record. NCBI's taxonomy places the organism in Eukaryota, Metazoa, Chordata, Actinopteri, Perciformes, Gasterosteidae. Gene Ontology annotation, cellular component: plasma membrane; endoplasmic reticulum membrane. Gene Ontology annotation, biological process: regulation of cytosolic calcium ion concentration; calcium ion export across plasma membrane.